AUGGGGUAUUACAUCUUCCAGCUCCGCAUGCUCUCCGCCUCGCCCAGCGACGCCAAAUUCGAGACGCCGUUGAGAUACCAGUGCAACAUUACGGGCAGGCUCAGCUACGGCCAGGUUUCCGAUCUGUCCGGCGUUGCUGCCCAGGAUCUCUUCCUGUGGCUGCCCGUGAAGAGCAUUCGUGUCGAUAUUCCCAGCUCCGGCCUCAUUUACUUCGACGUUGGUAUGGUGUUCAAGCAGUUCUCUCUGUCCUUCUUCAAGACGCCCAAGGAAUGUAAUGCUCUGAGCGGGGAUUUCGCGGUUCUCACAAUGGCGGUGCUGCAACUCGUGCUGUUGAGAAUCCAUGGAGCCUCCUAAUCUUGAGACAGAACAACUCAAAGACGAGGGACAAAGAGCUGUUGCUUGAAUUAAGAGGGAAAUGAUGAGUUGUUACUACUAUGCUUUGUGGUAUUGAUGGCUUCUGCUUCCUUCUUCUAAUUGCAGGCCUACAUAUUACAGGUUUGUUCGUUGUCGCUGAAACUCUUGACAAUGCAGGGCCAUGUUCCAUUUUAAUGAGGGAUGAUGUUAUCUUGUUUUCUCAUCAAAGGCGCAGGAUACAUUGGUGAAGAUGGUAUGAGUUGUAAAGUUGUUGCGAAUUGUUGUUCCAUCGCCCGCUUCUUCUGUGUCGAUGUAGGUAUGGUGUUCCUUAUAGUUUCUUGAAUUUUUUGUAUUGAAAUUGUUGAUCUUGUAUAUCGAAGUUGGUGAGGAUUCAUCUAAACAGCAUUCUUUUUGUCAAUGUAUAUGGGGUUUGUAUU
Salvia miltiorrhiza (redroot sage) is the source of this 791-nucleotide messenger RNA. RefSeq lists its product as uncharacterized. The transcript is spliced from 2 exons. The coding region runs from base 1 to 354 and encodes 117 amino acids. Lineage: Eukaryota; Viridiplantae; Streptophyta; Magnoliopsida; Lamiales; Lamiaceae. The record is from RefSeq and is a predicted model, not a curated record.